AUGGGCGCCAUCGCAAAAUCAUGUGCUGAGCAAGGUAUCCGAUGGCACAUGAUACCACCCCGAGCACCACACUUUGGCGGUCUCUGGGAGGCUGCCGUGAAGACUGCAAAACGUCAUCUGUUUCGUCACCUUGGGAGCACACGCCUUUCCUUCGAGGGCUACUAUACGGUGCUGCAUCAGAUCGAGGCUGCCAUGAAUUCUCGUCCUCUAUUGCCGGUAUCUGAUGAUCCUAAUGAUUUAGCUGCACUAACCCCGUCUCAUUUUUUAAUAGGCACGUCCAUGGUUGCCUUGCCAGAUCCCGAUUUCCAACACGUACCUAUGAACACUUACGAGCACCUGCAGAAGCUUCAACUACUAGUGCAGAAGUUUUGGAAGCACUGGCAGAAGGAGUAUCUCCAGGAAAUGCAGAAG
Molecule: messenger RNA, 411 nt
Organism: Anopheles merus
Lineage: Eukaryota; Metazoa; Arthropoda; Insecta; Diptera; Culicidae
Exons: 1
Molecular function (GO): nucleic acid binding
Source: RefSeq, a predicted model, not a curated record